AAGAAAACACAUAUUAAAAAAACAAAAAUAAAAAUCGCAUCCUACGGCACCAAAAACGAUCGCAGUAAGUCCAAUCAAAUGGAGGGGGCACCGGCCGGCGGCGAUGAUGUCUCUCCGGCCACGGCUAUCUCCCGGUGGAGUUUCAGAGUGUCGCAGCGGUACCAGCAUCUGCUCGACAAGUCGACCCCGCACGUGCUCAACCGCUGGGUCGCCUUCCUCUUUGUCGCCUCUGUCUACGUCCUCCGCGUUUACCUCAUCCAAGGGUUCUACAUCGUUUCGUACGGCCUCGGAAUCUACAUUCUUAACCUCCUCAUAGGGUUUCUCUCUCCCCAGGUGGACCCCGAGAUCCAGGACCUCUCCGAGGGCCCCUCGCUACCGACACGUGGCUCCGAUGAAUUCCGCCCCUUCGUUCGUCGGCUUCCGGAAUUUAAGUUCUGGUACUCUAUCACAAAGGCAUUUUGCAUUGCUUUUGUGAUGACAUUUUUCAGCGCAUUUGAUGUACCUGUGUUCUGGCCAAUACUGCUUUUCUACUGGCUGUCACUCUUCAUUCUCACCAUGAGGCGACAAAUAACGCACAUGAUUAAAUACAAAUAUGUUCCAUUCUCACUCGGAAAGCAGCGGUAUGAUGGAAAGAGAGCAUCGCCAACUGAAAGCUCAAGCCUUCCUACAGAUUGAUUGAUUCAGUGGAAACUUUCGGAGAAUGUGUUUACAACUAGAUUCGGAGUCAUGGAUGAUUGUUCAUUUUCCCUUGAUUUUUUCCAAGCUUCUGUAUGCCUCCUGGAAAUCUAUUGUUGGGGAGAUGAAGUAGUUCAUGAAACCUUUUUUCCUUUUUGCUCAUAGUAUAAUUAUCCUCAUGUAUAGAAGGCACAUGCUACAUUCCCGUUGCUGAGAUUUUUAAAAUCUAGCAGCAUAUGUUUCACAGAGCCUUUGCUGUGAGGAAUGAGUCUAGCUUCGCAAUUGGGUUAAUUCAAAUUUAGAUUAAACUGUACUUUUUUCCUGCAUUUACUUGAACUUCCCUUUUCUAUUAUGCAGUGCAUUUUCAACAGUAUAGUUACAUAAAUUUUCUUA
Juglans microcarpa x Juglans regia is the source of this 1068-nucleotide messenger RNA. Its product is annotated as protein RER1A-like. The record is from RefSeq and is a predicted model, not a curated record. The transcript is spliced from 4 exons. Gene Ontology annotation, cellular component: Golgi membrane. Bases 79 to 675 code for a protein of 198 amino acids. NCBI's taxonomy places the organism in Eukaryota, Viridiplantae, Streptophyta, Magnoliopsida, Fagales, Juglandaceae. Gene Ontology annotation, biological process: retrograde vesicle-mediated transport, Golgi to endoplasmic reticulum; protein retention in ER lumen.